UGCCACAGUUAUUCGUAUCUCCUACAUCAUAUCGGUGUGUAGUUGAUCGGUGUACAUACAUUGAAAUUAUUCAAAAUUUCAUUUAAACUGAGCCCUGAGGCCCUUGUUCAAUGAGAUAAUGGUGACUUGGAGUUCCUGUGUGCUGCAUCACUCCAGUUCAGCGUCCUGAGCUGCUGAUCACAGAUUUAAGACCAGCAGACAACAGGAGCAGUGACUGAGGCAGUCCCAGCGGCAUGCUGCUGUGCAAGACACUGUUGCGCAAGGGCAGGCAUUGCUGCGGUCUGCGCCUGUUGCGAUGUGCUGUGACGAUUGUUGCAGUAGUAGCACUUGUCAUGGUGUUGUACUCUGCCUACUAUCUGGGCCAGGCACACGUCAUUCAGGCGAUGCACCAUCAGCCGCCGACAGUCCGCGUCACUUGCGGCGCACCGCCAGCAAACGGCGCCGCCUCUGCCGACGAUGACGCACGUCACCGCUCGGCCGCCCGACUCCGGCUGGAGCCCAAAGUGCUUCUCUUCCUCGAGUCGCAGUACUCUGCCCGCGCCAAGGAGCUGAGCACCCUGCUGACGGCCAGUGGCAUCCGCUACAAGAUAGUGACGUCGGCCGCCCUGCCGACGUUCACUGCCGGCGGCCGCGGUCGGUACGGCGCUCUGCUGUUCGAGUCGUACGAACGCUACCUGGCCAUGGACGCGUGGAGCCGGGCGAUCGUGGACCGCUACUGCACCGACUUCGACGUCGGUAUCGCGGCGUUCAUGCCGGCUCGUGAGGAGAGCCUGCACGGUGCCACGCUGCCGGGCUCGGCGCUGCGCAUUCACACUAACCUGGCGCUGCGGGACGCGCGACUGGAUCCCGAGUCGCCGGUGCUGCGUAUGGCGCGCGCCGGUGAGACGCUGUGGGGUGCCGUGCCUGGCGAGGCACAUACAGUGUUUGUGCACAACCAUACAUCGUAUCGUCCAGUGAUGAUGGCAGAACUGGGCGGGCCAGAGCUGGCCGCCGGUCGCCUACAGGGCGCGCCGCUCACAGUGGUGGUACAGGACUGCGGCUACCACGACGGUAUCAGACGCGUGCUGUUCGGUGUCAGUCCGAUGUUCUGGCUGAGUAAGCUGCUGUUGCUGGACGCGUUGUCGUACCUCUCGCACGGCCGGCUGGCAGGGGACCUGGAGCGACGCAUUCUGGUCGACGUGGACGACAUUUUCGUCGGCAAAGCGGGAACCCGGAUGAAGCCGGCUGACGUGGAGGCGAUGCUGGCCAGUCAGGAGCGGCUGCGCAGUCUGGUUCCUGGCUUCACUUUCAACCUCGGCUUCUGCGGCAAGAUGCUGCACUCUGGCACAGAUGAGGAAGACGCCGGCGACGAUGCGCUGCUGGCGGCCGCCGACAAGUUCUGGUGGUUCCCUCACAUCUGGAGCCACAAGCAGCCGCACACCUUCGCCAACCGGACCGCCAUCGCCGAACAGAUGGCGCUCAACAAGGCGUUCUCCGCCAAACACGGCAUUCCCGUGCUGCACCAGUACGCCGUGGCGCCGCACCACAGCGGCGUCUACCCCGUCAGCGACCAGCUGUACGAGGCGUGGCGCGAGGUGUGGGAUGUGCGACAGACGUCCACCGAGGAAUACCCGCACCUGUACCCCGCCGGCCAGCGGCGAGGCUUCGUCUACCGCGACGUGCGCGUGCUGCCCCGACAGACGUGCGGCCUCUUCACGCACACCAUUAUGAUAGACGAGUACCCGGGAGGACGACAGGUACUCGAGGACAAAAUUCGCGGCGGUGAACUGUUUCAGACGAUCGUCACCAAUGCGAUCUCGGUGUUCAUGACACAUCUGAGUAACUACGGUAACGACCGCCUGGCGCUGUACGCGUUCGAGUCGGUGGUGCGUUUCGUGCAGUGCUGGACGCGGUUGCGGCUGCAGACGGAGCCGCCCGACCGGCUGGCCGACCUUUACUUCCAGCGCUUCCCGGAACAACGUGACCCGGUGUGGGGCAACCCGUGCAAGGACCAGCGCCACCUGAAUCUGUGGCGUCUGGCGGGCAACGCGUCCGUAUGUGAUCGGUUCCCGAAGCUGCUGAUCCUGGGACCGCAGAAGACGGGCAGCACGGCGCUGCUGAGCUUCCUCAGCCUGCACCCGACGCUGCGGGCCAGCCUGCCGAGCCCGCAGACAUUCGAGGAGGUGCAGUUCUUCAAUGGUGACAACUACCUGCGAGGGAUUGAUUGGUACCUGGAGUUUUUCCCGGUGCCCAACAGCGACUCAUCGGUGUACCUCUUUGAAAAGAGCGCCACGUACUUCGAUGGCGAUGCCGUACCCAAACGAGUGUUUGCUCUCCUGCCGAAAGCCAAACUGGUGGUGAUCCUGCUGAGCCCGGCGGCGCGGGCGUACAGCUGGUACCAGCACCAGCGCGCUCACGGCUUAACGGUGGCGCUGGAGCACUCGUUUCUGGAGGUGAUCACAGCCACCAACCAGUCGGCCCGGGCGCUGCGGCAGCUGCGGAACCGCUGUUUGGAGCCGGGCAAGUACGCGGCGCACCUGGAGGCGUGGCUGCGCUACUUCCCUGCUGAGCAGCUGCACCUAACGGACGGCGAGCGGCUGCGUACGGACCCCGUCACCGAGCUGCACCGGCUGCAGGACUUCAUACAGGUAUCUCCCCGGGUCAACUUCACCAAAUUGAUCACCUACGACGCCGAGAAGGGCUUCUACUGCCAGCGCGUGCCAUCCGGCUCUGGCGGCGGCAGUCGCACUCGCUGUCUCGGCGGCGGCAAAGGCCGAAAAUACGACCCAAUGUCCGACGACGAGGAACGAGUCCUCAAGAAAUACUUCUUCAUCUUCAACCAGAGGCUGAGCAAGCUGCUGAAACGGAUCGGGAAGCCGGUGCCGGACUGGCUGGUCAGAGAGCUGACUGAUGUGCCGGCGACAGGGUGAUGUGGGGAGGGACCAG
This is a messenger RNA of Amphibalanus amphitrite, 2925 nucleotides long. RefSeq names its product bifunctional heparan sulfate N-deacetylase/N-sulfotransferase-like. The record is from RefSeq and is a predicted model, not a curated record. Bases 234 to 2909 code for a protein of 891 amino acids. NCBI's taxonomy places the organism in Eukaryota, Metazoa, Arthropoda, Thecostraca, Balanomorpha, Balanidae. The transcript is spliced from 7 exons. Gene Ontology annotation, molecular function: heparan sulfate N-sulfotransferase activity; deacetylase activity. Gene Ontology annotation, cellular component: Golgi apparatus.